CAGGAGAGCAGGACGCUGUGAUCAGAAAACUCAGGGAGGAGCUCGAGGCGCAGAAGGACGGGGACGUUGAUGAAUCCCCUGAGAAAAUGGAGGAGGAGGAGGAAGAGGAAGAAGAAGAAGAGGAAAAGAGGAAAUAGAGGAGGAAGAAGAAGAGGAAAAAGAGGAAAUGGAGGAAAUAGAGGAAGAGGAAAAAGAGGAAAAAGAGGAGGAAAAGGAAAAAGAGGAGGAAGAGGAGGAAGAGGAGGAAGAGGAGGCAGCAGAACCGGGUAAAAUAACAGAAGAAGCUGGACAAGUCGACAAAAACCUUGGUGGGUUCAGUUCCCAUUUCUGGGCUGGAGCUGAAGGAAAAAUCCCCCAAAUUAACCCAAAUUUACCCCAAAUUUCCCUUUGGUUUCCAGAGGAGCUCAGGGCGGUGCUGGGAGCCCGGGACGCCAGGAUCGCGGAGCUCUCGGAGGCGCUCGAACAACGGGACAGAGAGAUCGCGGAGCUGAACGCGGAGCUCGAGGAGUCCCGAAUGAGGAUCUGGUGGUGCCUCGAGGAGCACCAGAAAGACGAAGAACAAGUGGCCGAGGUCACCCUAGACUCCCUCACCGCGCACCCUCGCCUCGUGCUCUCCCCGGACUCGCUCUCAGCCCGCUGGGCCUAUGGCGGCCCCGAGCCCGAACCGGGCCCCGAGCGCUUCUCGUGCUCGCCGUGCGCCCUCGGCCUGCCCGGCUUCACCGGCGGCCGCCACACCUGGACCGUGGCCCUGGCCGAGGGUCCCUUCUGCGCCGCGGGCAUCAGCCGGGCCUCGGUGCGGCGCCACGGCCCGGCCUGCACGCCCGGCGACGGCGUGUGGGCCCUGCAGCGCUGGGGCGGCCUGUGCCGGGCGCUGACCGAGCCCGCGCCCACGCCGCUGCCCGGCCGCUGCCCGCGCCACCUGCGCGUGGCCCUCGACUACGACGGCGGCCGCGUGGCCUUCUUUGACGGGGACGAUGGGCCCGGCCAGGCCCGGCCGCUCUUCGCCUUCCCCACGGCGCAGUUUGGAGGAGAAGAGGUGAGGCCGUGGUUCUGGUUGGAGCUGGGGGAGAUCUCCAUUGUACAGUGA
Melospiza melodia melodia is the source of this 1087-nucleotide messenger RNA. Its product is annotated as E3 ubiquitin-protein ligase TRIM39-like. The record is from RefSeq and is a predicted model, not a curated record. The transcript is spliced from 14 exons. Bases 167 to 1087 code for a protein of 306 amino acids. Gene Ontology annotation, cellular component: cytoplasm. NCBI's taxonomy places the organism in Eukaryota, Metazoa, Chordata, Aves, Passeriformes, Passerellidae. Gene Ontology annotation, biological process: regulation of gene expression; innate immune response; protein ubiquitination. Gene Ontology annotation, molecular function: protein binding; ubiquitin protein ligase activity.